Molecule: messenger RNA, 2156 nt
Organism: Gadus morhua (Atlantic cod)
Lineage: Eukaryota; Metazoa; Chordata; Actinopteri; Gadiformes; Gadidae
Gene: lgals8b
Product: galectin 8b
Exons: 8
Coding region: 339-1229 (296 amino acids)
Cellular component (GO): cytoplasm
Molecular function (GO): carbohydrate binding
Source: RefSeq, a predicted model, not a curated record
AACAGACACACAAACAAAAAUGUAUAUAUUUUUUUUGCGAUUGGGUCAAAGGAAAAAUCGAAUUAUAAUUACAUUCUAAAAAAAGCCUAUUCAACUAUAACAAACAUGUACGAAUUCAAAUCCUGAUCACAUGAGUGUCCUUGACGCAUGCGUGGUGUAGCGGUUUCGGGGAUGAUGAUGAUGAAGAUGCCCACUGACAUCAAAAUAGAGCUAACGAUCUUCCAACGUGUCUAGGCUAGUGUAGCACCUAGAGCUUUUAUUAUCGCUGUUUGCUAAGUUGUUGCUUUUUAUUUUUUUACCAUAGCCACACCUUGUGGUCUCGCACAAGUAGUCCAAUAAUGUCUGUGGCAAAUGCUAAACACACUGUACUGAAUCCGGUGAUCCCGUACACCGGAUCCAUACCUGGUGGGCUGCACACCGGGGAGAUCAUCAUCGUCCAGGGCACCGUCCCGCCAGACGCUGACAGGUUCCACAUCGAUCUGUCAAGCGGAUGCAGUACUAAGCCAUGCUCCGACAUCGCCAUGCGAUUUAACGCCUGCUUCGAGGGCACACCUAGCGUCACCUGCAACUCCCUCACGCAGGAGCGCUGGGGCCAGGAACAGACGCUCCAGCAGCUCCCCUACAAACAGGGAGCGCCCUUCGAGACCAUCAUACUAGUGCACGAAGACGUCUUCAAGGUGGCAGUGAAUGGCACACACUUGCUGGAAUACAAGCACAGAAUUCCUCUGGACAGGGUCGAUACAUUUUCCCUUUCUGGGAAAGUGAGGGUGAAUGCGAUUGCUUACAUACCAAACUCAGCAAUAUAUUCAGAAUCAGGUGACUUGAGUUUACCUUACAAAGGCAGUAUACUCAAGGGGCUGAAACCAGGGCAGCACAUCACAAUCAAGGGACAAGUCAGCAUGUACCCUCACAGUUUCACGGUGAAUCUUCGCAACAGCAGGACAGAGAACAUCGCUCUCCACCUGAACCCGCGCAUCAAGUCGGGCGUGUUCAUCAGGAACUCGUACCUGGGCGAGGCGUGGGGCUACGAGGAGAGGGAGCUGCCCUUCUUCCCCUUCUCCCCGGGGGAGUACUUUGAGAUCCUGAUGCUCUGCCAGCCCCACCAGUUCAAGCUGGCGGUCAACGGCUGCCACCUGCUAGAGUUCCGGCACCGGGUGCAAGACCUGAGCAGCAUCGACCAGCUGGAGAUCAUGGGAGACCUGGAGCUCAGCGACGUCAAGCUGUGGUGAACCCGGGCCCGAGCGAGACGACGGGCGAGGUCAAUGCAGCUCUUCUUUAGGAGGGUUCCCAGGGUAUGGUCGCUAGGUCAGGCCAGCCUAGUCCAGCAUAUCCCUUUGUUUUGGUCGCUGGUGCUGAAGACCGUCUCAGCAAUGACAGUGGAUGCUAAGAAAACAAGAGCGGUCUUGUGCUGAUUAACAUCAAGGCUAGAUGGGUCCGUUGGUGCCAACAUCUCACUGAUUUCAGGCGAAUCCAGCAUUUACUUACCACUGAUAAUGAGGAGCUCUAGGUUUAAACAUGAAUUUUAAGGCCAAUGUACGAGUCCCCUGCCUCUUCUUGAAGGAAAUUAAGUGCAUGAGCAAACUAGGGUCGGCCGGCUGCAAGCUCUUAUAUGAUGUACCACUACUGUUUACAGCUAACCGCUUCCUAGGUUCAUUUCUGUCUAUAAUAGUACUUAUACUGUAAUAUAACAAGUAACGAUUUGCUAUCCUCAUUAAAAUGUACAUCCUCAAUAACAUGAGCCACUAAUAAAAUGAAGGCUUCCUGAAAUGAGAUCUUGGUACUUGGGCAAAGGUUGCCGUACAUUAAUGUAUGUAAAGAAACAAAAAACACUCCAAUGUUCAACAUGAAACAGGUUAUUCCCACAUGAUGGUGAUGGCCUGAAGCACAGUGCAGGACUGCUUGAAAUAUUCCAACUCAGUUAAAUACAAACAAGAUUGUGCAACUUAUUAUGCGCUCUUUAGUUUUUAAAGUUAGCCUGCUACUUAUUUUUUUUAUUCCUUUUUUUUAUCCUUCUGGUGAAUCAAUGUGCUCCGGUCUCUGCCCACUUUUAUACUGCGCAGCGUUACCUAUUAUGUUGUCUAAUUGGAGGUAUUAUUUAACUAAUGUAUGCACUAUGAAAUUGUUUUAUUUCAAAUAAAUGUAUCACCAUCAUAUUA